Molecule: messenger RNA, 1863 nt
Organism: Clonostachys solani
Lineage: Eukaryota; Fungi; Ascomycota; Sordariomycetes; Hypocreales; Bionectriaceae
Source: the annotation of a GenBank genome assembly
AUGGCUGGGUCGAGCGAUUGGAAUCUCAUUGACGUUGAGUCUUUGCCGGGUCCCAAUGGACCACCUCCUGGAUCCUCUCGGGGCCCAACACCAGGAACAGCACCCUCAGAAGAUAACCCGGCGCUGCCCACUCGUCCGACCGAGGAUGACGCAAGAUGGACUUCGCCCAGACCACCAGUAGAUGCGAAGGCGGAAACAUACCAGGUGAAGAACAUUCGCUGGCAAGAUGGAAAUUCCUCUAAUGGAGAUACCCGCGUGUCGCCCAUCCUUGUCCAGAAUGCCAACGGGCCCUGCCCAUUGGUGGCCCUGGUCAACGCCCUCUCCCUGACAACCCCGCCAGAUCACAGUGAUGCUACGUUGGUGGAGGUUCUAAGAUCGAGGGAGCAAGUCAGCCUCAACCUUCUUUUGGACGCCGUCUUCGAAGAGUUGAUGUCUCCACGACGACUAGGCGAGGAUGGCUCUCUACCUGAUAUUACUGAUUUGUACGCGUUUUUGCAGAGCCUGCACACCGGGAUGAACGUCAACCCACGGUUUGCUCCGUCUGAUGCUGUGAGGCAGGCGUUUGAGAGAACCACCCUGACGCAUCUGAACCCUUCCGAGAGAGGCACCUACAUUCCGGGAACCUUCGAAAACACGCAAGAGAUGGGUCUCUAUGCUACCUUCAAGAUCCCCCUUAUCCACGGUUGGCUACCUCCGCUCGGCGACCCGGCUUACGAGGCCAUGGAGCGCCAGGGAGCUUCGUACGAAGACGCGCAAAACUUGCUAUUCCGGGAAGAGGAGCUGGAUCGCAAACUCUCAAACUCGAGCAUCGGCCUGACGGAGGAUGAGCAGCAGCUCUACCAGGAUGUCUACACAAUCAAAGGUUUCCUGGAGAACUCGGCUACGCAACUCACAUCGUGGGGUAUUCAGGUUAUCUCUAGAGCUAUUCGGCCCGGAACUUUUGCCAUUCUCUUCAGAAAUGACCAUUUCAGCACGUUAUACUGCCAUCCGCAGACGAAUCAACUGGUCACGCUGGUGACGGACGAUGGGUACCGUUCUCACGAGGAGGUUGUGUGGGAAAGCUUGGUGGACAUCAAUGGGGAGCGCACUCAGUAUCUUUCUGGCGAUUUCAAGGUCGUUGGGUCGGACGCCUCAAGCAGUUUUGGAGGUUAUUCUGAAGGACAAGGUUCAGAAUGGACUACUGUCUCGAACAAGCGUGGAAAGGCACGCCAAACAGUAACCGAGCCUGAAGCGGGCCCAGUGCUGUCGGCCGCUGAGCAAGAAGACAGAGAUCUUGCCCUGGCAUUGCAGCUACAGGAAGAGGAAGAUCAAAAACAUAGGGAAGAGGAGGCUCGGCGCAAGAGGGAGCAAGAGCUGUCGAACCGCGUCAUCGAGCAGCAAGGCCGCCAGCCAUACAGAAGCAUAUCCAACACUACUCCAUCUUCACCUGGCAUGUCAACAGGCAUGUCAACAGGCAUUGCUCCCGCGCGACGCAGCUCCAACACCCUUAACGUGACGGUUGGGCCGAAUAACACCCCUCGAACACCUCCGCGCCCGGUGACCCAGCAGAUCCGCCCCAUGGUCCCUCCGCGGCGAAGUAACGUGCCGCCUACGAAUAGAGCCCAGGAGGACGGUGCCGAUGCGCCGCCACCGUAUGAGCAGGCGGCUCAGUCGGAGCCCUACGUGCCUCCGCCUGGACAUCCCAACCAUCCCGGGAGCUCACCAAGCAUGUCUCGGCAGUCAACCAACGCCAGCAACAACGGCGCGUUCCCUCCACCACGGCAGGGUCAGCGCUUACCGGGCCAGGCUGCGGCCGUGCCCGCGGGGUUUAGACAAAAUCUACACGGAGCACGCGAAAGGGAUAGGGACUGUAUCGUGAUGUGA